UCAAAUGUUGCGGCAGCUGACGGGAGCUGUCAAAACAGUCACACACGCACGGUUGAAGCCAUGAGAACAAAUGAUUUUGAUUCUUCGUCAGAUGAAGACGACGUCAGAGAAGAAGACCUCACGCCGUUCCACAUUUCAUGGCUUCCUCUCUCGGUUGUGGGGAGUUCUCAGUUUUUAGGGAUUUGUCCACUUCCAGGUUGCAAGUACAAAGAUAUACGCAGAAGUUUGCAGAGAGAUAUUGAGGAGCUCCAGUCUCAGGGCGUGCAGGACGUGUUUGUGUUUUGCUCCAGAGCAGAGUUGUGUAAAUACCGCGUCCCGUCGCUGCUGGAGCUCUACGUCCAGAGCGGCUUCAGGCUCCACCACCGGCCCUUCACCGACGGAGACGCCCCCGACCUCCAGCUCUGCUGCAGCAUCCUGGAAGAGCUCAGACACAGCCUGGACCAAAACCGCCGCACCGUCAUCCAUUGUUAUGGAGGACUUGGUCGCUCUGGAUUGAUCGCCGCGUGUCUCCUGCUGCAGUUGUCUCUCACCAUGAGCCCGAACAAAGCCAUCGAGAUUCUGAGGGAGCACAGAGGAGGCGGCGCCAUCCAGACCGUCAAACAAUAUAAUUUCCUUCACGAGUUCCGGGAGAAGUUUGUGUUGUACCAGGCGUCCAGGGAGGAGUCGUCAGAGAGAAGCGUGUCGCGGUGAUCUCACAUCUUAAAAACAAAAUCAUCAAAUCUUAAAAUCAAGUUUGGAUCUUUUCUGAUUCUGGGAGAUCCGUGUGUCGUUCGUUCAUUCGUUUUUCAAUAUAAAACCAAAAAUAAGAAAAUGAAAAAAAUCACUGUUUCCUUUUCCUGUUUCCGGGACUUAAACUACGAUGCCGGACUGAACCAGGACUGAACCAGGACUGAACCAGGACUGAACCAGGACUGAACCAGGACUGAACCAGGACUGAACCAGGACUGAACCGUUUUCAGUCCUGAUCUGGUCCCAGUUUCAAUCACGGCCUGAUCCUGGUCAGGUCCCAGUUACAGUCCCGGUCUCAGUCCUGGUCAGGUUCCGGUCUGGUUGGACCUGUUUUAGUCCUGUUUUUAGUCCUGGUUUAGUUCUGGUUCAGUCUUGGUUUAGGCAUCACAGUUUGUCACGUAAACGGGAAACGUCCGUUAUCCGUUUUUUCCAUUUUUCAUUUAAACACAAAAUUGGAAACUGAAAAAUUAAUAAUUGUUUUUUCAUUUUGGUUUUGGAGACAAAUAAUGAAGAAAAUUGUUUUUUCUUUUUGGUUUUCUUUUGAAAAACGAAUGAACGAACGACACACGGAUUGUGGGUGACAGUUAUAAUAAUAAUAACAGCAGCCGUAGUAUUCUGUGUUUCUGCUUCUGCACUUUAAGAUACUUUAAUAUAUGGAUUUUUAUGUGAAAAAAUUAAAGGAAUGGGUGAGGAAA
Molecule: messenger RNA, 1424 nt
Organism: Boleophthalmus pectinirostris (great blue-spotted mudskipper)
Lineage: Eukaryota; Metazoa; Chordata; Actinopteri; Gobiiformes; Gobiidae
Gene: cdkn3
Product: cyclin-dependent kinase inhibitor 3
Exons: 8
Coding region: 61-690 (209 amino acids)
Biological process (GO): protein dephosphorylation
Cellular component (GO): nucleus
Molecular function (GO): protein tyrosine phosphatase activity
Source: RefSeq, a predicted model, not a curated record